UAUAUGCAACAUGGUAACCUCGACUUCAGCCUCCAGAUUUUAUUGGGUGGGAGGGACCAACCUUCCAUAUAAAGACUGAUAUGUCUGUUGUUCAGUUGGAGAGAGUGCCAGACAUAGUACAGGAAGGAGUCGAAUCACUUCACUCGCUGAAGAUGCUGAGGAUCAGUGUGUGGCUGUUGAUCGGGGUGUUUGUGUGGGACUUUGCAUCCUGCUCCGUCAACUGCCCUGAUGGGACAGUCUGCUCCGAUCAUGCCACCUGCUGUAUGACUAAAUAUGGCUUUACCUGCUGUCAGUAUCCAAAUGCCGUGUGCUGCUCAGACCAGGCUCACUGCUGUCCCUUUGGCUUUCAUUGUAACCUGGCCACCCAGAUGUGUGAGAAACAGGGCCAGCUGUGGAUGCAGAUACCUAUGGUGAAGAAGGAGGCUGCAGAGGAGCAGGCCCCUCCUGUUCUACCUAUGUCUUCCCUGCAGGAGCCCAGAAACGACCAAGUCCCAGAGGCAUCAAAGAGCUCAGUCGUCCACUGUGACAGCUACUAUAUUUGCCCUGAUAGCACUACCUGCUGCAGACACCCAGCAGGCGCCUGGUUCUGUUGCCCUUACUCUCCUGGCCGCUGCUGUCUUGAUGGCUACCACUGUUGCCCGUAUGGCUACGACUGUGACUACUCUUACACCCACUGUGUGAGGAGGGGCCUGAGAUAUCCUUUCACCCCCAGACAAGCUCUGUCAUCAGUCCCUGCCACUCUCAUUUCACCUCCAGACGAGGAGGUCAGCUUUCAGGAGACUCCUAUGACAGCUCUGACAGAGGCCAGUGACAGUUCCCCCGAGGCUGGAGUCAUUCGCUGUGAUUCCAAGUUUUACUGCCCAAAUGGGAUGACUUGCUGCAAAGGAUCCAUAUACAAGUGGACUUGCUGCCCCCACCCACUGGGCCAGUGUUGCGCAGAUGGUUUGCACUGCUGUCCAUAUGGAUAUACCUGCGACGCCUCCUUGACAUGCAGGGCAUUUUACUCUGUGCUCCCCUCAGGAUCACACGAACAUCUGAAAACAGAGUGAGGACAUGCUGUUGCAGUGCCCUAUGGCAGCUUUUUCAUUGUUUCUCUACAUUAUUUUGAUGCAUAGUUAAGAUUUAAUUGAUGAUGGCUUCUUGCCCCCCAUAAAGACAAUAAAAGGUUCAGUCUGUAGAAUUUCAUGAAGUUGCAUAUUGCAGCUGAGUACCCCUCACCUCAUCUUCCCUUCCAAACAUGAGAACCUGUGGUACUUCAUAAAAACUCAGAAGGUGUUUAGUUUGUCUAGUUGGGACUACUGUAAAAAACAUGGUGGCCUCUGUAGACAGGACCAGCUCCAGAGUAAAUAUUUUAAUAUAAAGGGUCUAUUCGAUGGUAAAGAAACCUUUUCGUACAAUUUAGAUGAUUUACACUGUAGUAAAAUACAUCACAAGGAUUAUGUUAUAUUCACUUUCUGCCAAUAGAUCCCUUUUAACUAAAUCUUGCACAUUGGACCUUUAACAGAAACAGAAUUAGAAUUACCAUGAGGAGAGGAAGUUUGGAAUAAGUUUAGAAUUACUCUCACUAACAGAUCAAUAGUCUGCAUAUAACAUUGUUCUUAUUUCACUCAUUGUCUGUUCUGUUUUGGUAUUGCAUGUUUGGUUUGAGUUAUAAAUCAGCAUUACAUUUUUGGUCAUAUCUCUGUAUUUUUUGCAACUGAUUACGUUCAACAACUUUUGCAUUAAUAAAUCAGAUCAAAAAAUCAAGUUUAA
Paralichthys olivaceus (Japanese flounder) is the source of this 1752-nucleotide messenger RNA. RefSeq names its product progranulin. Lineage: Eukaryota; Metazoa; Chordata; Actinopteri; Pleuronectiformes; Paralichthyidae. The record is from RefSeq and is a predicted model, not a curated record. Gene Ontology annotation, cellular component: extracellular region.